GGCGCUACAAAAAUUAUAAGAGAUCAAUUUAUGCCGACAUUUAAGGUGAUUGCAUGGAAUAUUUGAUGGUUUUUUCAAUGAAUAGGGAAAAAUUUAUUCCUAUAACAUUGCAUACAUAUUACAGAUCCAAGGUCAAAUUUAUCACCUAGCGGGUUCAUUGUUACCGCUCCCCGACGCUAACCAUCAAUUUUUACAAAUAUAUUUCAUCGGAGAUUAAAAUCGUGAAUUAAAUCAACGCUGCACAAUUGGUUCUCACACAAAAAGAGAAAUUCUUUGCGAACUACAAGAUUGUUUUCAUCAGCACAAUGAAUUAGUCCAAUUGUUCAAAACUACUAUGGAUCGGUUGCCAUCUGAUAAUCACAGAAUCGUUAUAAGAGCCGAUAAAACUCCAACUGGAGAGCAUUCAAGAAGAUUCCAUGCACCAACCAUUGAUGGGGUGGCCAUUGUGAUUGUUGGCGAUCAGUUUCAAUCUCGAGAUAUUAUUCUUCACCGUAGAAAUGAACAAUUACAACGUGUUUCGGAGCUUCAUCGUUGUUACGAUGCAUUACAAUAUCCUAUAUUGCACUGGAAUGGCCAUGAUGGAUACCAUAUAAAUAUCCCAAUGAUUAAUCCAAGCACAGGUCUUGAUGCUCAAAAGAAGGUCAGCGCCAUGAAUUAUUAUUCAUACAGAUUAAUGAUUCGCGAAGGAAGUUCAAAUUACAUUUUGAGAUGUGGAAACUGUUUCAUCAAUACAUUGUGGACAUGUAUGCAAAAAUUGAGACUGAACGUCUCAAUUACAUCCGGUUCAAUCAAAGUAAAUUGCGAUCAGAAGAAUACAUACAUUUGCGUGAUGCAAUAACAAA
This is a messenger RNA of Bactrocera tryoni, 842 nucleotides long. RefSeq lists its product as uncharacterized. The coding region runs from base 335 to 838 and encodes 167 amino acids. The record is from RefSeq and is a predicted model, not a curated record. Lineage: Eukaryota; Metazoa; Arthropoda; Insecta; Diptera; Tephritidae. The transcript is spliced from 2 exons.